CAGAACCUGCAUUGUUGUAUGAGGGCGCGUUGCUCAUGUAGAGGCAAACAGGUGAAUGCACGAGAGUCUUCUGGUCUGGCUGCUGCUGUCUGAUGAUGGCAAGCGUCGGAGAAGCUCAUAGCAAUUGAAGCAAGCGCAGCCUUCUUUUGGGCUUAUGUGCACUGAUGGCUUCACAGCUUGCAAGCAGCGUGGGCAGGCGACCACAUUGUCGUUCACUUUCUCACCGCCAAUGCAGAAAGUAUCAGGAGGGCCCCCAGCAGGUAAUGUCCAUUCCACAGUGGACAGCAUUUGCGCAAAGUGCACUGCAUCGCUCCGGCCACAAAAAGCAUAUUGAAAGCGUCUCUUUCUACUCGCACUCACGAAGGGAAACAUGUUCGGCCAGAACACCAUUAUUGGUUGGGCGGAGAGUUCCGCACGCAGGAAAGCACAGCGCCUCUGGUUGGAAGGAGACAUGUAUCAAGGCCGGGAGCCUGAUCGAGAAUCUCGAUGCGGAGGUCGCUUCACUUCAGGAGAGUGAGAGCAGCUCUGAAGAGACGUUGACGGAGGUGCGGAGGAGAGUUGGUGAAGCGGAGAGCUCCGGCAAGCUGGAUUUGAGUGGUUUGCGGUUGACGGAGCUGCCAUCUGAUGUGUUUGAUCUGACGGGGUUGACCGAGUUGAGCCUUGCCGGGAACUGUCUGGCCGAGCUCGACCCUGACAUUGGGCGCCUCACCAAUCUCGCAAAGCUGGGCCUUGCCGGGAACAAUCUCCGAGGGCUGCCAGCAGAGAUUGGUGCACUGAAGUACCUCAAGGGGUUGUGGGUGCAUGGGAAUCUGCUCGAGAGCCUUCCCCCACAGAUUGGCAAGCUCAAAUACUUGGGCAUUCUCGCCCUUGGAGGCAACCGUCUCACGACUCUCCCCGAGGAGAUUGGCUGCCUAACCAGCCUUCAAAGCCUUUCCGUUCCCGGCAACCGUCUCACGUCCCUUGACGCCCUGGCAUGCGGGCGGCCCCUCCCUGAGCUCAAAGCCCUCGGGCUCUUUGGAAACUGUUUGCGCGAGGUGCCAGAGGGAGUGCUUGGGAGACUGCCCGGCUUGACGGAGCUAUGGCUACAGGGAAACGCGUUGACCCAGCUUUCGGGGAGCCCUUCCGACUGGGCCGCGCUGAAAGCCCUCAAACAGCUUAGCGUCGCAGACAACGACCUGACCUCACUCCCAGACGCCCUCGCUUCCCUCCCCAGCUUAAAAGACCUGUGGGUCUACGGAAACCGCCUGCAAACCCUCCCACUAACCCUGGUCGAGAUGCCGAAGCUCGCGCACCUGUGGCUCGAAGGGAACCCCCUGGAAAGCGACGCGUUGGGAGAGGCCCUGUUGCGGCUACCACUGACGGGGAAAUGGGCGCGGAAGGUAGUGGUGGGAAUCGACACGCAGCAGGCACGGGGCCUGAAGGCGGAGAUUUGGGAGUCGGCUGCGGUAAGCGAGUGCGUAAAAGUGAGUACGCUUGCGGGAAACGGCGGGGAUAUUGGAAAGCGGGAGGGUUACUUUAAGCUAGAUCAUGGUGUGCCGUUCGCGCUCGGGGGGGUGGGGUCGAACUCCGAGACAGACCCUGAAAAGGUGGGUGAAGGAGCAACGGAGAGGGACGGACAGGGAAAUGGGCAGGAGAACGGAACGGGGCCGUCUAAAUCAGGGGGCCAGGUGGGGGAGGAGAGAGGGGACGCGCUCAUUUUUAGUUACAUGAGCAUGAUGUCCGGCGCCCAGUCUCGUGUAGCGUCGGAACAAACGGGAGCGUCCGUACAACCGUCCGAAAGCGGGGCCCCGUUUAGUGGAGCCUCGGGCAAAAUUGUGUUGGAAGGAAGAGACGGACAAGAGAAAGUAGGAAGCUCUUCAGAUCCUGAGAGGGAUCCCUCUACGUCAACCGGGAGUUCGGCUUCCUCUGGGGAUGGGAGUGAGGCGGGAGCGGCGUUGCCGAGGGGAAAUUUGGGCGACCAGAACCCUCGAGGAGGCCUGGUAGUGGUCGCCUUCGGAAGUGCUCCGGGCGUCCCCAACUGGGCCGGCGUGUUGAAGCGCGUCAAGGCAGCCCUCAAACCAGAUGCCACGAAAAAAAAAAGCUCGUCGAAAGCUGUGGGCCCAAGUUUAGAGUCGACGACUUUCGACGUAUUGUACGUGGUCGAUGCACGCCGGUCCUGGUACACCCAAGUCGGGAGCCCUGGGGGGGCCACCAAUUUGGCGGCGUCCGAAACGGGGGCCAAGUUCAACGGGUGCAACUGCCCCCCCGAAGAGGAGAGCGAGGGGGAAGGCGCCAACGCUUCUGGCGCUGACGAUUUGCAGUUGGAAGGGGACUUCCGGAUCGGGACGAGCGGACACGUGUCGGAACGGGACGGGCGGUCGGAAAAGGUGCGCAGCAAAGUGGCCAGCCGAAGCACGCUGCUAGACGCACGCGAUUUGGGGAUUGCGCGCGUUUCCAGUAGAGAUCCUUUGGCUGCGGACGGAACGGAAGGGCAACCAAGCGGAGCGUCUCGGGAGAGCGGUCGGGAGCAGGUAUUUUCCGCCGGUCCUACUCCGCAGAGCUCGGGUGAACACAACGGAUCGGCCGGAAACGGGGCUGAGCUGGGCGGAUCUGGUUUAACCAACGGAAGCGAACGGAAGCGAACCGGACAGCGGCUCAGCGGGUACUACCGAGCCGAAUUGGAGGCGGCUGUAAGCGGAUACGAGCGCGUGCUGCUUUUGGGGGACAGCAUGGGGGCGUCGGCGAGCCUGCUGUUCAGCUCGCUCGCGACACGUGUCCUCUCCUUCUGCCCGCAGGUCGACCUCUCGACGGCGUCCAUCCGGUGCGCGGAGGACGCCGCGUGGUUCCGCUCGUUCCGGGCCGAGGUGCUGGAUGACGUCAGCCGGAGCUCGGCCGUCAUCACCGUGCACUGCGGCUGCUGGCUGCACGACCUGGAGCAGGCCGCGCUGCUCCCGGCUGGGAAGGUCACUGUGGUGGAGCAUCCCGUGGAGGACCACCGGUUAGCGAAGGAGCUGGACUACCAAAGGAAGCUGGUGCCCAUCUUGCGGACGGCUAUCGAGGAGGAACUGAUGCUGCUGACGUUGGAGCAAGGCCGACUAGGAGCACGUGGCGCUUGAUGACGUUGCUUUGGAAAGGAGUAUUGAAAAGCUUGUCUUUCAGGGUGAUGCGUGUUGGGAUGGCGGCUGGGACUGAUCAUCGAAGGCAGAUUCACAGGCAGAUUCAUCGAGCUCAAGAAAGUUGCAUGGAUUGGUUGACACUGUGAUCUCAUAGGGGCUACUUUUCCGGAAGGAAGUGAUCCUAUAUCGAUGUUCGCAUGUAAGUACGUCGCCUCUUUG
Molecule: messenger RNA, 3314 nt
Organism: Klebsormidium nitens
Lineage: Eukaryota; Viridiplantae; Streptophyta; Klebsormidiophyceae; Klebsormidiales; Klebsormidiaceae
Source: the annotation of a GenBank genome assembly